AUUUUGAAAACAUGGCAUCCACUUUACUGGGACGGGUGUCAUCAAUAUUUAAAACUGAUUUAACCUUGCUGUUGAAGAGUCUUGUCUACAGACGGGUAAACAUUGCCACCGAGAUGAAUGCAAUAACUACCAAAUCACAUAAAAAACGUAUUUGUUGUGUAAAUUAGCUAGCUAGCUGCUAGUUUAGCAGCAGGUUGUUGUUAGUUGGCUAGCUAACUGUUAGGUGUGCUUCUAUGGGAAAGCUGUGCAGCAGCUUACACAUUAUUUCCGAUGUUGACAGACAUGAGUGCAUUUUGCAAUAUUUCUGGCAUAGCUAUCUACAUUUGUUCCAGUGUUCUGCUACAGAUACAUUGCUGAGAAGUGUAGGGACAGUUGACGAUAUGACCACUUUUGUGAUGUUCAUGCAAAGAGCACAUACUAAAGUAAAUACUAAACCUGUGUAGGCAGCUUGCUGUGUGUUCUCACAGCCAGACAUGUAACCAUCUCAACCUUUCCCCCAGCCCCCUCUCCACUGGGAAUGUGAGCACCCCCACUGUUGGAGGAGUAGAGUGCAUCACUGGUGUUUAUUAAUAUAAGUAAUUUAUCUUACUAAUGCAUUUGUUUGAUAGGAAAGACAACUAGUUUUUAAUUCAAUGCCCUCUAUGCUACUUGUAGAUGUUCAAGUUCAAAUAUAGCACAAGUACAAGUUCUUAUAUAGUGCAGGAGAACAGCAAGCCCGGUUUAAAAACCCCCACAUAAAGCAGCAUCUCAUGGCACAACACCUCUCCCCAUGUGACCGAACAGUACUUGUGUGUAUUUACUGACAUGUAUGUAUAACUGAUAGAUGCACACACACACACUACAUGUUAAGUCUUUUUUUUGUCUGUGAUGUCUUUUUCUUUAUGUGUCGGACCCCAGUUGGCGUCCUAAUGAAUCAAAUCCAAAUCUGUGACUCACAACAUCCCUUUUCAGCUGGUUCAGUAUUCCACGUUUUUGUGUGUUAUCCCAUUUACUCGCCAUAAACAGCUGUUCAGCAGUGGGACUAGGUCAUUGAGUGAGACUGGACCCCCCCCCGGCUAAAUUCUUUCCUGCAAAUGAGGGAUCAAUGCUGGUCCCUGGGACUUACAAAGACAAAGUGGCCUUUAUCACAGGAGGAGGAAUGGGGUUGGGAAAAGGCAUGACCACAACACUGUCAGCACUAGGGGCAGAGUGUGUCAUCGCUAGUAGAAAACUGGACGUUUUGAAAAAGACUGCAGAGGAAAUUACAGCCCAGACAGGAAAUAAGACUAUCUGCAGGUCCAUGCUGUGCAGUGUGAUGUUAGAGACCCCAAGUCAAUUGAAGCUGCUGUGGACCAACUGGUGGAGGUUGCUGGUCUCCCUGAUGUACAUAGGUGGUGAUCAACAACGCUGCAGGGAACUUCAUCUCCCCGUCAGAGAAGCUGUCUGCCAACCCAUAGAGGACCAUCACAGACAUUGUCCUGAACGGCCGGCCUUCAUCACCCUGGAGCUGGGCAAGAGGCUGAUACUGGCCGAGAAGGGUGCUGCGUUUCUGGCCAUCACCACCAUCUACGCAGAGAACGUCUCUGGAUUUGUGAUUCCCAGCGCGGCUGCUAAAUCAGGAGUGGAAACUCUGUGCAUGUCUUUGGCUGCGGUGUGGGGGAGGUACGGCUUGAGGUUUAAUGUCAUCCAGCCAGGACCAAUCAGAACCAAGGGGGCCUUCAGUCGUCUCGAUCCUGCGGGCAUGUUUGAGAAGGCCAUGAUCGACAGGAUACCCGUGGGCAGGCUGGGCACGCCCGGAGAGAUUGCCAACCUGGCAGCCUACCUGUGUAGUGACUAUGCCUGCUGGGUGUCUGGAGCGGUCACUAAGGAGCAGUGGGCUAUGAUGGAGACCAUGAUCAGGGGCACCAAGGGAUCCUAAGAAGUCAAGAUGGGAACACGAUACUAACUCUAACCACUGUUAAUGCUCCAGGGAAACACAGGCACACAGACCUUGUCCUCCCCCACUGAACAGAGGAUGCUUGACUGUGUCUGAUGCCAUAGGACAACACCAAACAACCACAACGGAGGAAACGUCCUUUCAAUCCAACACAAAGCACCAGUUCACUGACCCUCCUGCUAAAGCUGUGUAAAGCUCCUGUCCUGGGACCAGACUGUUUCUGCAUUCAGCAACGCUGCAUUGUUGCAAGGACAAGUUGGCCAAAGCAGAAACAGAUUGGCACACAGGUUAAGGAAGUUCCAUCUGAAGUGUCCUCACCUCCCCCUGUAAGCACAUCCCUCCAGUGCUGUUCAACCUCCACUGGCUCCCAAUAUGCUCACGCAUUGACUUUAAAAUCCUGGUUCACAGCUACCAAGCUAUCCACAACUCUGGAGCCGAGUGCCUGUCUGACCUCAUUCUACCAUCCUACUCCACAUACACCCUUCGCUCCUCCAGAACAGCCUCAAUUCGUCGGGGCAUGAACUCUACAAGGGAUGCUGGCCCAUGUUGACUCCAAUGCUUCCCACAGUUGUGUAAAGUUGGCUGGAUGUCCUUUGGGUGGAGAACCAUUCUUGAUACACACAUGAAACUUCAGUGUGAAAAAUCCAGCAGCGUUGCAGUUAUUGACACAAACUGGCGUGCCUGGCACCUACUAACAUACUCUGUUCAAAGGCACUUAACUUUUGUCUUGCCCAUUCUCCCUCUGAAUGGCACACAUACACAAUCCAUGUCUCAAGGAUUAAAAAUCCUUAUUUAACCCGUCUCCUCCCUUCAUCUACACAGAUUGAAGUGGAUUUAACAAGUGACAUCAAUAAGGGAUCAUAGCUUUCACCUGGACAGUCUAUGUCAUGGAAGGAGCGGGUGUUAACAUUUUGUACACUCAGUGUAUAUAUUACGUUUUUUAAUUUGUUAUUUUGAAAUUAAAUUAAUUAUUUUGUGUCAUCCAUA
Molecule: messenger RNA, 2902 nt
Organism: Oncorhynchus nerka (sockeye salmon)
Lineage: Eukaryota; Metazoa; Chordata; Actinopteri; Salmoniformes; Salmonidae
Product: 2,4-dienoyl-CoA reductase [(3E)-enoyl-CoA-producing], mitochondrial-like
Exons: 11
Coding region: 1085-1897 (270 amino acids)
Biological process (GO): fatty acid beta-oxidation
Cellular component (GO): mitochondrion
Molecular function (GO): 2,4-dienoyl-CoA reductase (NADPH) activity
Source: RefSeq, a predicted model, not a curated record